UACCAAGAUUUUCAUUCAAUUAUUGUUCGUCAUUACAAACUUUACGGUCCUAUAACAACGGAAUUAAACCUAUAAAACUUUUAAUCUUCUUUUAUUGGCCCAUUUUACAUUUGAAUAUGUCAACUGAGGCUGUGAUACUUUUGCUUGUAGCCGAUGUUUCUUUAGGCAGUUGUUUUGAGGGGAAAAUUAUUGGUGGGAAAUAUGCGACAAUUAAAAAUUUUCCUCAUGCAGCGUUUUUGAAAAUAAACUUGAAAUUUGAGGGGAUAUGUAUUUGUGGAUCUUCUGUGUUGAAUCAACUAUUGUUGGUGUCUGCCGCACACUGUUUUGAGCAAAUAAAUGAACAUACUACUAUAGGUGUGUAUGCGGGACAUCAUGACAUUUUUCAGGUGAAACUGGUAAGACCGGUGAAAACUGUAUAUCGUCACAAAUCUUACAACGCCGAAACCAUAGUCAAUGAUAUUGCAUUGGUAAAACUUAAACGGGCAUUACCCUUAGGGGAAUUUAUUAAGCGUGUGAUUUUGCGACCAAGUAGCCUCAAGCAAGACGGAAUACUAGCUGGAUGGGGAGCAACGAAUAGCCAGAUGAGUGAAUAUGAUUACAAGCUGAAGAGUGUCCCGCAAAAGUUGAGGUCUAAAGGUGCCUGUUCACGAAUUGGUACAUUGCACAAAGGAAUGAUGUGUGCUGGAAGUUUCAAUUCCAAUGAUUCAAGACCAUCAAAAGGAGACUCCGGCAGUGGACUGAUUAGCAAGGAUUAUGAAAUUGUUGGAGUAGUAUCACAUUUGGUGGUCUCUUUUCCGGCUAUAAUUGUCUAUACAAAUCUGUCUCACUAUUAUUCCUGGAUACAUCAGAAGGCAGAAAAAAUAUUAUGUCCAAUUGAUUAACUUGAUGUGAGAAAUUGUUUGUUUUAUUUGAAAGAAUUUCUU
Messenger RNA from Pieris rapae (cabbage white), 923 nucleotides. RefSeq names its product trypsin beta-like. The coding region runs from base 117 to 881 and encodes 254 amino acids. Gene Ontology annotation, biological process: proteolysis. The record is from RefSeq and is a predicted model, not a curated record. The transcript has 4 exons. Gene Ontology annotation, molecular function: serine-type endopeptidase activity. NCBI's taxonomy places the organism in Eukaryota, Metazoa, Arthropoda, Insecta, Lepidoptera, Pieridae.